Molecule: messenger RNA, 2891 nt
Organism: Trichoplusia ni (cabbage looper)
Lineage: Eukaryota; Metazoa; Arthropoda; Insecta; Lepidoptera; Noctuidae
Exons: 14
Coding region: 37-2874 (945 amino acids)
Biological process (GO): meiosis I
Source: RefSeq, a predicted model, not a curated record
UUUUAUUUUAAAAGUAGUUUUAAGUAAUAUUUUGUAAUGUAUAGUAUCAUUAACUCUAACUUUAACAGAACUUAUAACCCAAAUAGCAGACAAAAUGCUUUGUCGGAUAUAAAGAAGUUACUAACAUCUCGUGAUACAGCUGCACAGAACAAAGCCUGUGGGUAUUUAAUCGAAGUUAUAAGCCGUUAUAAUAAAAAUUCAAACGAAGGGGCUCGUAUGGUUGAAUAUUUACUUGAGAAUGAUAUUACUGUAUUCUUGUGUGAAGCCACUUCGAAUUUAGAUUUUACGCUCUUUCGGUCCAUAUUAACAUGCCUCCGUUUACUCUGGCGUUCGAGACAGUUUUUUGCUUGCGAACACGCGGCGCACGCGAUGACGGGCGUGCUGCGCGCUCUCGCUCAUUACGCCAGCAGCGGCUCGAAGCAGCCUGUCGAUGUCUGCUUGCAUUUCUUGUGUGAUCUACUGAAUAGCGUAGCUAUGAACAAGACCACACCACCGCUCUCCCACCAAAGUGCUUACAGCACAGUUCAGCUGCUCGCUUGUCUGAGCGCCCUUAGUACCCGCAUCAGUACCAACCCCAACACGAUUCUAUCCAGCGCUUUAGUAAUACACAGCUUAAUAUCCUAUCAGCCAGACAACUUAACAAUUAACACAAAUACAGCGAACGCUUUACUAGAAGUGUUAAAGAAAUGGUUCGGUCUCCUAAUGGGAACUUUGAACCAUUACAUGUUGGUCGGAGAUAAUACUGAUUCUGGAAUGUUCUACGCCGUUAUCUGCCAGCUCGGGUUGGACGUAUUCGGACUCAUAAAACUGGUUGGCCGCGAUCAGAAAGCGGACUUCGUUCAGACGAUAUUAAGUGAUGAUCACGAGAUAAACGGUUUGAGACAGAGCUUGGCGCAAAUGAAGGAAGCUGUUAGUCUUGUAGUAGCUGAACUUGUUGGCUUUACUAAGGAACAUCAAACACAAAUUCCAACGGAGGAAUACAAUCAGUUCUUGAGGCUUUUACUAAGCUACUUUUAUGACCAUCCCAAUGCGGAAAAUGUUACCGAUUUUUGUGACAUGCUUUUUUCUAAGGGAUACCUCAUGAUGCUGCCGCAGGUUCAAAUAAAUAGAAACGACGUGUCAGUACGCAAAAUGAGUACUCUCGUCCUCGGAGAGUUGUUGAAAGUUUUAGCCGACAAAUAUCUGAUGGUGAACGACGUCCACACUGCAACCUGCGCCAAAGACAUACACAUGGGCCUUAUAGAGUUACAGUACGGUAUAGAGCGUCCGCAUCGCAUCGGUUCGCAGCUACAAAAGAGCCAGCCCUACAGCCUGCUCAUAUACAUCUACUUCUACUGCCAGUCCUCAGAGAAUCCUGAAGAAGCGACGGCACAGCUUCUGCCGUACCUCGUGGAACACAUCCUGAAGCUGCCGAAGUCAUUCAGACCACCUCCUUACAUUAUAAAAGCACUUUGGCUCGUGUUUGCCAUGUCGUCCAUAUCAAACGGCUCCCUGCAGUCUCUAGACGAGCGGGUCUACCUAGAGAAGGCCACAGACCGCCUGGUGACCAUGCUACACCCACAACCUUCAGUGUAUUACACGCACAACCCCGCGAUACUGCUGUGGGCGUUCACAUCACAAAGGAUCUCGCAUUUCGUGCAGUUGGCUGUUCUAACCCAAUGGCUGAAAUCCGAAGACUCUCUUCCUACCGACCUUACAACCCAACCCGCAGUAUGGGAGUUGCUCCUAAACAUCCUGAUACAGUGUACAGACAAGACUGUAGUGGGGAACGGUAUAGAGGCCUUACAUGUGUGCUUGGAAGACGGUGAUGAUGAAUCAAGGCAAGACUUUGCUGUGCUCGUGUGGUCCAUGUUACCGAAUGUACUGUCUAAAGUGCUGAUAGACCCUGAAUGUCAGAUAGAUUCCAAUAUUUGCCAUUUCCUAGAUCUAGCAACAGAAUUACCGCCUCUCCAAAUAGAUCAGAUAGUGUGCCUCAAGACAGCCGUACUGAUCACAGCGAUAUUCUCCAAGAACCUUCCAGAACAUUGUGAUGAAGGCAUCAGGCAUCACUAUGAGUAUGUGUGUAUGAAGCUCGGCUUGUAUCUACUGAGUAUGGCUAACCAACAAAAUGAUAAUAGAGUUCUCUUAAGCUACACAAACCGCGUCGGUUUCCUGCAAGCUGUGUUAUCGGCCGCCGACAGCGCGGACGAGAGAGUCGCCUGCGCAGCGCUACAGCUGCUCUCCUAUGUCAUACACUACUUCACCAAAAGCAACUACCAGCCAAAAUCAGUACUACAAAUCCAAACCCAUUUAAUCAUAAGAGCCUUGAAACGAGACAGCACUAGCGAGAGGGGAGCCUCUCUAUUACAGCUGGUAUACAUGGUGCUGAAUACUGGUGCUAGUUCACCUCUAGCGUUGGCGUAUAGUGUGGAGGAGCGGCCUACAGUGAGUGCGCAGUGCAAUGCCUUGAGAGCGUUGAUGUUCCGGAUACAGCUGAUGCUGUGUUGCAGGGACUCCAAAAACCAAUCAUCAGCCGGUUGGAAAACUCUCAGCUCGAUCUUCAAACACGCUAUAGUAACCAAGAACGACACUAAACUAAUAGCGACACUCACAUCCCAGCCUUGGACACACACACUCAUACAUUUCCAACUCACUCAGGGACAGACACAAGAGUUCCUAACAUUCACACAAAACUGGUUGACAUUGCUGAAGAUCACGAUCAAGAAGUACCAAGAAGUAAAGAGGAUACAACUGGGAAAGCACAGCUUGGUGAUCAAGACUAUGGUGAUGAUGAAGAAGAACUUGGACGUGAACGGGGAGUUUAAAGAUGUGGCUGAAAAGCUAUUGGUGAUUGUGGAUGAGAUUCUAGAAGAUUCUGGGAUAAAACGUGAUUAAAAUUGCACAGCACAACA